Messenger RNA from Triticum turgidum subsp. durum (durum wheat), 1446 nucleotides. NCBI's taxonomy places the organism in Eukaryota, Viridiplantae, Streptophyta, Magnoliopsida, Poales, Poaceae. The record is from the annotation of a GenBank genome assembly.
AUGUCAAUACUUAACGAUGCACUUAAACGCACCAACUAUGACUCUGACCCCAUGGUGAAGGCAUGCGGCAUUUCAAUUGCCCAACAUUUUACUCAAAUUGAAGGGAGGGUCCUGCCAGCACCCAAGCUGAAAGCCGGUAACGGUGAAGAAUUCUUCCCACGCAACGGAAGGUGGAAUGUUUCGAAAAAGAAGCUGAUUCGGACAUGUUCUGUCAACAAAUGGGCAGUUGUCAAUUUCUCUGCAGAGUGUGAUGUUCAUGGUCUUGUCCAAGAGCUUAAAAGGAUUGCAACUGAAAUGGGGAUUAAAAUAGAGUACCCUUAUUGUGAUGUAAUUGAAGAGAGCCCGUCGGCAAGAAGAGCUCCUGCAUCACGUAGAGUGGACGAGAUGUUUGCUAAGAUAAAUUCCGAUCCACCUGGAGACCCCAAGUUCCUCCUGUGUCUUCUUCCUGUGAGAAAAAACUGUGAAAUUUAUGGGCCUUGGAAGAGGAAGUGUCUUGUUGAAUGCGGCAUCUUCAUACAAUGUCUAGCUCCUCCAAGAAAAGUCAACGAUCAGUACCUGAUUAAUGUGUUAUUGAAGAUAAAUGAUAAACUUGGUGGUCUCAACACAUUGCUGCAAUGUGAACUAUCCCCUGCACCUGCAGUACUACCCAUUGUGGGGAAGCUGCCUACUAUCAUCUUGGGCAUGUAUGUGUCACAUGGUCAGCCUGGGCAAUCUGAUAGGCCUUCCACCGCUGCGGUCGUUAAUUCUCGCGAGUGGCCUCUCAUCUCCAAGUACAGAGCAACAGUGCACACUCAAUCACCCAAACUAGAAAUGAUGUCCUCCUUAUUUAAACCAUGGGGAAAGGAUGAUGGCCUCAUUCGGGAAUCACUCAUGGACUUCUACACUAGUUCUGGGAAUCGAAAACCAGAGCAAAUUAUUAUUUUCAGGGAUGGAGUUAGCGAAAGCCAGUUUACUCAGGUCAUCAACAUUGAGCUGGAGCAGAUCAUCGAGGCCUGCAAGUUCCUCGACGAGACGUGGGAGCCUAAGUUCACAGUCAUUGUUGCUCAGAAAAAUCAUCAUACGAGAUUUUUCCAGGCUCAGUCUCCAGAUAAUGUUCCUCCUGGGACCGUCGUGGAUAAAGAGGUCUGCCAUCCCAAGAAUUUCGACUUCUACAUGUGUGCACAUGCUGGGAUGAUAGGCACGUCGAGGCCAACACAUUACCAUGUUCUGCAUGACGAGAUCGGAUUCACCGCAGAUGAGCUUCAGGAAUUUGUGCAUUCGCUUUCAUACGUGUACCAGAGGAGCACAACAGCGAUAUCAGUCGUUGCUCCGAUUAUGUACGCGCAUCUGGCGGCUGCACAGGUAGGCACGUUCGUGAUGUUUGAAGACAUGUCGGCGGGCAGCAUCCUGGUGCCGGAGCUGCCUCGGCUGCAUGAGAAUGUGAGGAGCUCCAUGUUUUUCUGCUGA